GGGAGUGUGGGGUUGAUGCGCGCACGCUCCGUCGUUGGGGGGUUGGGGGUGGGGUCCGCCCGUAACGGGACGCUGCGCAGGCUUGUCCCACCGGCCAGCGCCGCCCACUUCCGCUGCCCACCGUGCAUGCUCGUUCCGCUGGCCAGCACCGCCUACUUCCGGUGCCCGCCAUAUUUCCUUCCUACUGUGCAGUCAGGUGCUGCAGAGAGGGAGGCUUCCCGCCAGAGCCGGCCCGUUGCUCACCAGUGCCUCCCGCUCACACCGUCCCCGCUGGCUGCCUCCCCGCCGCCGCCAUGGCCUCCUCCCGCUGAUAUCGCCGUUGCCCGUCAAAGCCCUGCGCAGCCAACAGCUGCUGCCUCCCGCCAGCUCCGGGGCCCACCUCGCCAAGAACCCUGCGCCCUCUUUCCCACUCAGGCCGGUUCUCCCAGCGGUAGCUCACCCGCAGCCACCCGUCCCGGAGCCCACCUCUCUCCUGCCCCUGCCUGCCGAUGCCUCUCGCUGACACCUGCCCUAGACGCCUGCCACCACCGCUGCCCUCCAAUGCCUUCUCCCACUGACGCCGACGUCGCUGCCUUGGCCAACGCUCACGGCCCUGCACUGCCAGACGCCCUCAGACUCGUACCACUGCCAGCAGGGACCCCCUUACCAGGGACCCGGCUCCCUGGUUCCCAUGCAGGCCUCGCUGCCUUGCAGCAGCCUCAGGUCAUAGUAACCACUCCCAUGUUGGCUUUUUUAUCAGGGGGUUUGGGGGUGUUGCAUGGGCCCUGGGAGGAAAGUGGAAAGCUGUGGGUGGGCAUUGGAAGGCCAUGGGCAGCACACGCACCUACCCAGCUGAGGUGACUGGGUCUCAGCCGGGAACUCCCCAAGCCUGCCAGCUUCUCUGACUUAGAGUAAUGGUUUGGAUGUCUGAUUGGUGGGCACGCGGGCAUGGCUGCUGCAAGGGUGCAUCCACGGGGCCGGGGGGCCUCCCAAAUGGGUCAGCGCAGGAGUCCAGAGAGUGUGUCAAGGUCCUUGCGGCUGCGUGGUGGCUUGGCCCACUGGUGAGUGCAUCGCUGUAGUGUCAGCUGUCCUCCUUCAUGUGUCUGUGUGUGUGGUAGCUCUUGCACAUGUGGUGGUGUGUGUGUGUUAGAGCACUGUGCGGCCUGGUACAGUGUUUGUGUCUGGGUGCCUGUGCACUAGGAGAGCUUGAGGAAGGCAGCUGGCUUUCCAUAACUACCUAGCAGAGAGGUCAGGUGGGGAGACUGGGGCGGGCUGCUGGGGAGAUUGGCCUCAGCAGGGAGGCCCCUGGAGCAUGCAUAGUCAUAGGUGAGAGCAUCCUUCCCCACCCGCUUCCACCUGCCAGGUUGCCUGCAAAUCAGGGCUUCCCCUGUGACCCACUCUCCCUGCUUCCAAAAAGGCAUCUGCUAGUUGACUUUCCCUUCUUAGUGGGGAAGCUCAGUGGGUCAGGUUCACCCUCUUAGUGACAUUUUUGUUUUUCC
Messenger RNA from Manis javanica (Malayan pangolin), 1478 nucleotides. The record is from RefSeq and is a predicted model, not a curated record. NCBI's taxonomy places the organism in Eukaryota, Metazoa, Chordata, Mammalia, Pholidota, Manidae.